AUGGAAUCAGUCAAACAAGCAGUCGGCAUGUCUCCAGACGGCCCACGAGUAGCAUGGAUAGGCCUGGGCAACAUGGGUAGAGGCAUGGUGAAGAACAUCGUCGAGAAGGGCAAAUACUCGCCUCCGCUCCUCAUCUACAACCGAACGACUGCCCGUGCUGAGAAGCUCGCAUCGACACUGCCCUCCGGCAAAGCCAAGGUCGCAACGUCAAUAGAAGAGUGCGUGAAGGGCGCGGACAUCAUAUUCACAUGCGUGGGCGACGAUGCGGCGAUCAAGCAUACCAUUGACACAGCACUGAAGGUGCCAGAGGCCAAGCAAAAGCUGUUUGUGGAUUGCUCGACGGUACAUCCGGACACCACGAAUGGGCUCACAAAGACAAUUAACGACGCCGGCGCAUCUUUCGUGGCAUGUCCCGUCUUCGGCGCACCGGCUAUGGCGGACAACGGCCAGCUGGUAUGUGUUCUGGCAGGGCCAAAGAGCGAAGUCGACAAAGUCCGACCAUUCUGCAAAGGCGUCAUGGGCAGGGCAGAAGUGGACUACAGCGACCAGCCACAAGGCAAUGCCAGCCGCAUGAAAGUCAUUGGCAACACGUUCAUUCUUCAGAUGGUCGAAUCGCUAUCAGAAGGCCAUGUGCUGGCGGAGAAGAGUGGUCUUGGCACCGACAACCUGCAUUCGUUCGUUGAGACUAUGUUCCCAGGCCCGUAUACUGCAUACUCGAACCGCCUGAGGAGUGGCGACUACUAUCAGCGAGAGGAGCCAGCGUUCAAUGCGAAGCUUGCGCGGAAAGACUACGGUCAUGCGAAGUCGUUGGCGGAUCGAGCGGGGGUGCAGAUGAAGGCGUUGGAUGUCGCUGGGCAGCAUCUUCAGGAUGUCGUUGAUCAUGCUGGGGAUAAUGGGGAUAUUGCUGGGGUGUAUGGUGCUGUGAGGAAGGAGGCUGGGUUGAAGUUUGAGAACCAGCAGUAG
Molecule: messenger RNA, 963 nt
Organism: Saxophila tyrrhenica
Lineage: Eukaryota; Fungi; Ascomycota; Dothideomycetes; Mycosphaerellales; Extremaceae
Exons: 1
Coding region: 1-963 (320 amino acids)
Molecular function (GO): oxidoreductase activity, acting on the CH-OH group of donors, NAD or NADP as acceptor; NADP binding; NAD binding
Source: RefSeq, a predicted model, not a curated record